CAGCAACUUAGGGCGUCUGUCGGGCCCUCGGAAACUAUCUGCACUGUUUUUUUUCGACAGAACUGACAAAAGAAAAAUCCCCAUCUGCGCCCGAUGACUAAGAAGGAUGGGUGUCUUUCGGAUUCCAAAAACUCCUGUGUCUGUCUCCGAUAGUCUCGUUGUCACAGUUUCUCCCGUUUGAGAUAUACGUCAAAAGAGUUCGAAAUCUACAUCAAUUCAUGUCGAAGCUCUGUCGAAACUGAUCUCACUACUUCUACUGUCAUCAGUUGUGCUGAACCUUAAAAUAAUGGAUUCAAUUGCAAAACGCGUCAAUCAGCUGCAACAAUCUCAGAUUCAGAAUCAAAAGAUACCGUCGUUUGGGCUGGAUUUCCGGACCAGUUCCAAACAUCGUAGGAACUCUGAUCAUUCCCUUCAAGGAGGUUUUCAAACCGCCCAACUGGUGAACCCCAGUCAACCUAGACCUCCAGCUAAUUUUAUGGCCGUGUCGCAAGAGUCCAGCCCGAAGACAAAUAAUCAGUCACAUCCGCAGAAGAAUGAAAGCAGCUGGACGUCCCAACAACCCAACAGCCUGAGAUGGAGUGAAGGAGCGACCAGGCAAGAUGAAAGUCCAAAAUCUGGCGAACCGGAAGCGAGAUUUAACAGAGGAUUGACUGAAGAUGAAGCAGGAGCACGACCUUAUCCUUCAAACAACAUCGCCAGUGGGCGACCAAGCAGAGGUCUUCCACGGCCGGAUUCCAUGUUUCUUCCCAAGACGGUAUCUCUGGAAAAGCCUGAAGGAGUUCCCGAGAUGACGAAAGCAUCCACUCGCGAAAAAUCCAUUCUCAAUUUCAAUAUACAACCUACGGAGUACAAAGUAGGGCCAAUGGAGCAAUCGAAACAACCACAACAACAGAAAAAUGAUCAGCAUCAUGCUAGAGAGCUUGAACGGCAACUACAACAGCCUUAUUUCUACAGUCCACAAUUACCUCAUCAGCUCCCACUUCAGCAGCAACAACAACAGCAACAGCAAUUGCAUCCCGGCUACGCUCAACCCCUGAGUGUGUUUCAACAGGCCAGCCCAUCCUACCUGCUGGUUGGUGAUAUAAACCAACUAGCUGGGGUUAAUCAGGGGUCUAAUCCAUCUUCAGUACCUACCUAUCCUGGUAUGGUCAGUUCGCUUUUUGGACUGAUUGGGAAUCAGCCAGGAUAUCUAUGUACACCACAACAGGCCCUGUUAACUCAAACACAACCUGAACCAAUGGUGAGCUAUCAACAGGUUCCAAAUCAGAUGCUACCCAACUCUGCGUUGAUGAGACCACAGGUAGCAAUUGUGGCAACGGAUCCGGGGACACUAAGAGCUCUUCUCACCGGUGGUUUGAACCCUCAAACCUUCUUACAACCCAUUAUCAUCCCCACACAACCCCCGUUACCCACGACCAACAUGGCACAAGUGAGCAACCAGUUGGUUCCCGCUGGUCAAUCCGUAUCAGGCGGAAAUGAAACAUCACCCUAUGCAAACUAUUCGCCACAACCGGUCGUCACAUCAGGUACCGAUUAUAUGAAGGGUAUAUGGUCCACAGGAUCACAGGCCUGUGCAUCCGGAACACACGGGGCACCUUCUUUCGGAAUACCCGUUUCGCAAACUACUUUCACCCAAACCUCAACAGGAAUACCGCCCGUACGAGAGCACAGUAACGAUGCAGGAUGGUGUGAGCAUUCUGUGGUUGGCAGAAACGGAAUCCACCAACAACCAACCCAAGCGCGAGAGCCAAUCAAGAAAAGCAAUAUAAAUCAGAAGACGGACCAUGAAAAUUUCUCAGACCUUAGUCGUGAUGUAGUGGUCCGGUCUAGGCAUGCAACCUCUGGAGACCAGCUAUCACGCCCACAGCAGCAACACACACCACCAACAAAGGAGUGUCGAGACCCGGAACAACAAAAAGCGCAAGAGUUUCGACAAUCACAGCCAUCUCCAAAUGAUCAAGUGGUUGAUCAAGUUGUUCCCCGUAUAGGCCAUCCACCGCGAACCCUUCGUUUCCUUGCCCGGCCGGACGCAGCCGAUGGCCUUGCAGCCAUGGAGGAAGUGAAACACAUCCCCUCCACUGCAACCACAGUAGCCUAUAGGGAACCGAAAAAACUAGAGGCCAUUUCCUUGUUUGAGAGCAGUAGAUCCAGCGAGAAACCUCUAAGAAGACAACUGACCACAGAAAAUGAGGCAUGGACCGCGGGAGAUUCAGAUACACUGGGACGACGCCGAGAUCCAAAUUCCAUUAGUGCCUAUUAUGAGAGAAUCAAACAAAGAGGUAACCGUCCUUUAAGUGCCUAUCGACCAACCUCCGUUAUGCAGGAUGAAGAACAUUCCAACCAAGAAAAAUUGACACAUGUUCGGUCUACUUCCUCUGCCUCUAGAACAACAGGGAAUGAAUCAAAAGCGGAGAAGAGACUUGAUGAGCGGAAACGUCAACCUGUCCGACGGGCGGUUACAUUUGCAAACGAGAAGUCCCAUUCACCCGAACCAAGUAACCAUAUACCUGCGAAAGAUCCAUCUGUAAUGUCAGUUGCUGAACGAACUCGUCGUUGGCUUCAGGUUAGAGAACGCGACAUGAACGACAAAUAUCGGUAUUCCACAUGUGGGUUCAUAGAUCAAGACUUAAUUGAUUGUCAGGAUUUGGUCCCAGUGGAGGACCGAGUGAAGAUGUUCGAUAGCGGAAUGCACCUACCAAAGGAUUCAGACGAUAUGAUUCCUACGAAACUUGAACCGGACAGCAAUCCCACCUCGCGGCCUAAUUUGGACAAGCCAGUUUACCUGACUGAUAAUGAGCAAAGAGAUAAACGCGCAACAACCCCAAGCAAAGCAGUUGCCUCAGUCAAGCUGCAAACAACCCGAUCCACAAGUGGAAGUUUCUUCACACCCCGUUCCGCGGUGGGGCUACAACAUUUGAGGUUAGGAACGCCUUCAAUCAGUAGACGACCAACUGCGACAUCACAGAUAACAACCAAGAACGAACCUGAAAAACAAAUGAACGCGCAGGGAGAUGAACUUGCCAGCAUGAGUCUUGCAGAGAAACGUCGACUAUUCAGCCGACAGAAUCCACCAAAAACGGCCAACAACAUACGAUCAAACAGUCGCAGGAAAACCCAACCGGUUACGCUGGAUGACCUAGCAAGAGCCAAUCAGCUGAUCCUUGCAAGAUUGGAUGGGCGAAGUUUGGAAUCCCCCUCAAGUAUUUUACGUGAUGACAAUGAGAGUUUCGGUUUUCCAGAACGGGCUUCGGAAGUGUCCACUCCCGAAGCCAGCAUACUAAGAUUCGAUAGUAGAGAAGUGCAACUAAUGAUAAGCCGACCUGGUCUCCGUUCCAUGACUCCAAGCCAAAUGUAUCCUCUUAAUCUAAACAGGAUACAUCAGAUGCGCGAGAACAGUGAUAAAUGGCGCGACCGUGUACAGUCCGCUCUGGUUGUUGAUCAAGACGCAAUCACGAACAUGGAGCAAAGAUAUCAAUCCCUCGCUUCCAGCGCUCAAGAGUGGCGUAAGCGUGUGGCGGAUAAAGAUGUAUCCAAUUUCACUGUCACUGGACGAAUGCAGCGGCGUUCGCCAAACCGGUCUCCAGAGCGAAACCCCACCCCACUCAGCCUUGAAGAUGCCAUAAAUUUCCCCCACCGCCCACCAGCUGUGCCUAUCGCACGCGCAAUGUGUAAAGAAAACCGACCAAGAUUUUACGGUCUACGGCAGUCUAUCGGCAGUUCAUCCCCUUACACGAGGCCCCCACGUGCAAGCUGUAUGUUAUAUGGCCCGUUUAUGUUUAUCUUUGGGUUGUUGCUGCCUUUUGCUCCACCUGUAUGCAGUGUCAAACUAAUCAGUAAUAUUUUAUUUUCUGCGCUAGCUGCCAGAAUAUUCACCCCAGAAAACCACCGGACAGAUGCUCAUCCCGAAAAAUCGCCUUCUACUGUCGCUCAAGCAGCAACCAAACAGACGGUUCCUGUGCCUGCCAUGCACGAUGAUCUACUGACGGACUUCUUCUCCGCGGAGCCAAUAACUGAUGGCCUACAACCAGAUCAGUUGGAAUUCCCGGAGUGGAGUUUGCCUUCUGCCGAUCGGUUCGGUGACAACUACCAGCGUAUAACCGAUGCCCGACGUGCAGUCCGUCCGGACCGUCGAAGACCUGCGAAAACCCCUAACCCACUCAAAAUCCUGGCUCAGCGUACCGAUCUUCGUACAGAGUAUGAAGAAGUUCGCUGUUACAGCGCAAUACCAUCCCAAACGCAUAAGCUGUUGGGUCCGGUCGAUCCUUCUAGCCGGGUUGCUGCUGAUGCCGCCUUGCGGAAGACAUUGCUCGCUGAGUCGGCCCUCACUGGAUUAAGUAGUCUGGAAAACUUUUCGGAGGCGAAAAACAGUUUACGUCAAGUUACUAAUGACCAGCCGUUACCGCUGUCUUCCUUCCAACGUAGCUUGCUGCCAUUCAAACCAGUAAUGCUGUUGCAUAUCAAGGGUGACAGUAUUGGACCGGUUUUCAUUGGUAUUUCCGCAGGUCGUCGACAAGUUCAGGUUCGGCUUGUAUGUCCCAGUGCAAAGUCCAUGAAUUCUGGUGACUGCUUCAUUCUGGUCACUUCGGAUGCGGUGUUUGCCUGGUUCGGUGCGUUCGCCAAUGUUGUCGAGGUCAACAAAACUCGCGAACUGGCCGGUUGGAUUCACAAGUCCCACGAAUUGGGUUAUCGUGCCUCGGAAUCCAGUAGUCCAGAUUUCAUCACAGUUCAAGAAGAUUUAGCAGAACAUGUGGCGAAAAACAGCGAAUCUGUUCACAAAUUUUGGAGAGCUUUGGGGUAUGAUGAACCACAAACGGUUCAAGGUGAUAAGAAUUCCCCUCACAUCCUUACACCUAACUCUGCUGAUCGCAAUGAACUGUUGGACGGGAGAAACUUCCGAAGAACGUGGGUUUCCACGUUGUUUUCGGUGAUAAGUCACCUGUCAUCAUCCCUUUAUGUCAUAUUUGCUCUUCCCCUCUAUUAUCUAGCUUGUGGUGCUUCAGAUGAGGACGAGUUGUACGAAAUACUCAUCCAACAUACCAACCGAGUGUUCCAAGUCACCACCGAACAACUGGUCCCAUGCAUGGAACACUGGGGAAGACCAUUGAAACACGCUCUUUUGAAAACUGAUCAAGCGUUUGUUUUUGACUUCGGCUCUGAAAUUUACCUGUGGACUGGAACGCAAAUAUCUGCGGAGCUUCGACUAGCUGGCAUCGAGCUCGUCCAUCAGAUCUACUCAGCUGCUUAUGACUAUGGUCACUGUCGACUUAAUCCAUUGGAUCCACUUUGCACACAUGGAAACAUUCCUUUGAAGGCCGAGAGCAGACCGGAUUGGACGUUGAUAGGACGAGUGACUGAGAAAGGAGAAACUGUCCUGUUCAAGGAGAAAUUCAUCGAUUGGCCCGAGGCCACUCGACUUGGCUUACGACUAAAGCCCGUUAGUAAAUCGUCAGCUACCACUCCUGGAGCCUCUAUUUACUCAGCUAUUCAACCAUACUCUGCAGAAGAACUAUGCCAUGCGGCUUUCAAGGAGCCCCCACCUUCUCCUCUGUUACUCACUUUGGAGGGUCGCUUUGUUGGUCGGGGAGGCGAAGGCUGUCGAUAUGAAGAUGGUAUUGUGCGCCGAUUCCGUGUAGAAUCAGGUUUGGUGCGUGUUUGGCACGUGUCCGAAUUCAACCGGGUUGAGCUAAGCGAAAUUAGCCAUGGACAGUUUCACCAAGGCGACACUUAUGUAGUCCGAUGGCCUUUCAAAGUUAUCCACGUCGGCCUGCGAGACAUCCCAUUACGUUCCGCGGACAGUUCUCGUGAACAGUGUGCCUACUUUUUCUGGCAGGGGUCGCACAGCAAAGUCACUGAACAGGGUGCUGCUGCGCUCAUGACCAUGGAAUUAGACGCAGAACGGGGUCCUCAGGUUCGUCCGUUUCUGUGGUCGGUUUAUUUACAUCGUUCUUAUCCUCCUGAUGUGAAAGAUUUUCAAAUGCACACUGAGUUCAUGAGCUUAUUGAAUAUGCUCUUUUUUCAGGUCCGCAUACCUGAAGGGAAGGAGCCUCCAGCGUUCUGCCGUCUUUUCGAUGGCCGAAUGGUAAUCUACUCAGGUAAACGGAAUGCUGACUGGGACGUCUCUGCAGACACGAAGCCACGCAUUCGUCUUUUCCUGGUUCGUGGUGAAGUACCUGCUGAGGGUUACCUGUUAGAAGUUCCACCUCAGCUUUCCUCGCUCCGUUCCCAAGGCGUAUUUCUGGCCUUGCAAUACGCUCCUUUCGAACGCUCAGUACACAAGGCUUGGUUGUGGUGUGGUCAAUGCGCUGCACAACCUACCGUGGACACUGGACGUCAUAUAGUAAACCAUUUGCGUGAAAGAAAGGUUUUAAUAACCUCUCGAUUUUCUUUUUUUCUGAGAUGUCCACCGGAGUUGGCUACCGCCAUUCCGAAUGUAUUUGAAGUGCAUCAAACCGAGGAAAAGCUAGGACCCGGCGAACUGGUCUUCCUCCUGAAUGCCGAAGAUACUCCUUCCUCUUUGAUAUGUGCUAACCUGGAACGUGCUCAGGGGCCACUUGUGAUUUGGCACUUGACUGCACCCGUCUCGCAACAGCUAAACGUACGACGGUUAAGUUACACUCUUCAGCCCGAUGCGACGCUGCCCGUCAAGCUACCCGAAUUCCAAAGCGCGCAACCGGUCACUGAUGUCAAUCCGAUUGAAAUGUCGAAAAUGGUUGCCGAGCGUUUGCGAGCCUCGAGUGACGUGGUUGCCCUUGGUCAACAAACAAUCAGUGCUCCAGUCAGUUUUCCGUUCCUGUUGAAGGAUCUAUACGCCGCUCCGCAGCCAGCUCUGUUUCUGGUGCUGUCCGGUACGAAGCAUGUCUUCCUUUGGCAAGGUUGGUGGACUCCCAACACUCGACUCAAAUCUCAAACUCCUAGCCCCUCUGUCGGACAACAGUUAUCGCGACCCUCAGUCGUUUCACAAUCCACAUCUAAUGCUGGUCCCUAUUCGGACAAUUCUCCUGAAUGUAUCGACGACAGUCAGCUCGAUAUAGAAGACUAUUCAGAACCAACCACUCCAGAAUCGACCAGAGGUAGAUUCUACGCCUUGCGCCAGGCCGCUCUUAACACAGCUGGAGCACUGGCCAAACGAGUUGGAACAACUGCCGUGGUCGUGUACGGUGGUUUGGAGCCACCCGAGUUCUUGUGCCUCUUCCCACCGUUUGCGCGCAACCCGGAAGCUAGUCUCUACCAUCUACGCGAAGAGGCCAAGGUUGAUGGACAGAUGGAUCCCGUCGAUUCACAACUUACCAUGUCCGCCUCGGUUACCUACACACUGGCUGAACUGCAACAGCGACCUUUGCCAGAUGAACUGGAUGCCACACGUUUAGAGAUCUACCUGAGUCCUGAGGAAUUUCAGACCGUUUUUCGUAUGUCCAAAGAAGAAUUCGAUUCAUUACCCGCAUGGAAGAAAGCCCAGAUCAAGAAGCGUCUCGGUCUUUUCUGAGUAGUUUUUAAGCGCCACUUUCCUACCGACAUUUUAGCCCACGCCUUGCACACCUGCAAGAAUGUGCCAGCCACUGAUGUCUUGAGUUCGUGAUUUCCCUACGUUGUUGAACUAAAUCUGAGGAAAACUGCUUCGCUCUUUGUAAAUCAGAUAAGGUUUUCUGCAUGUGUACUAAUUCGCACAGUUUUGUGGUACAAUCUUAUUAUUGAUGGUGAUUUUCAGCAUACCAGCUACUUUCUAUUCACUUAACUGUACCUACCCUAUUUUUGUAUCCGUUUACACGGAUUCAUUUUACCGAAACAACCGCUGGACAGACACCCACCACUAUGAACUACUAUAUUGUGCCUACUCUCUCCUGUCUUUCAUCCAUACCCUUUGUUCGAUGACUUAUUUCCAUCCCGGCCCAUGUAGUGAGAAACGUACUUCCGCUACUCGAUUAUUCUUCAUGCAUACCUUCACCUUGCUCCUUUCUUCAGUUGUAUUGAAUCCAAGCUGCUACGCAUACUUCAGAUCCCGUUCAUACUGCUUGAGAUAUGUAGGCACUCUCUCAUACACACACGCACAACAACAGUAAGAAACGUUCAUUUUGCUUACUUCGCAUUUUACCGGUCUCAAUCUGUUUCUGCCAAAGACUUCUUUCCGGUAUUGUUUGGCGUUUCUCUUUAUUUGAUUCCGCUAUGGCGGAUUACUGCUGUUAAUGACGCGGUCAUUAUCAUUACCACACACACGCAACAGUAAGAAACGUUCAUUUUGCUUACUUCGCAUUUUACCGGUCUCAAUCUGUUUCUGCCAAAGACUUCUUUCCGGUAUUGUUUGGCGUUUCUCUUUAUUUGAUUCCGCUAUGGCGGAUUACUGCUGUUAAUGACGCGGUCAUUAUCAUUACCUUUGCGUGCGAAGUUAAUUUGAAAUACAAAG
Molecule: messenger RNA, 8398 nt
Organism: Opisthorchis viverrini
Lineage: Eukaryota; Metazoa; Platyhelminthes; Trematoda; Opisthorchiida; Opisthorchiidae
Exons: 28
Coding region: 287-7483 (2398 amino acids)
Biological process (GO): actin polymerization or depolymerization; barbed-end actin filament capping; cytoskeleton organization
Cellular component (GO): cytoplasm; actin cytoskeleton
Molecular function (GO): actin filament binding; phosphatidylinositol-4,5-bisphosphate binding
Source: RefSeq, a predicted model, not a curated record